Molecule: messenger RNA, 666 nt
Organism: Macrosteles quadrilineatus (aster leafhopper)
Lineage: Eukaryota; Metazoa; Arthropoda; Insecta; Hemiptera; Cicadellidae
Exons: 6
Coding region: 1-666 (221 amino acids)
Source: RefSeq, a predicted model, not a curated record
AUGCAGGAAACGCUACCAAGCAAAUACACGCUCGGGGGCCGCGCUACGUCUGCCUUUGUUUCUGGUAAGGCUGAACUUGUAAAAUUCAAGAAAAAAUACGGCACAACUCACAUUAAAAACUCCGAACCAGUUCACAUAUGGGUUAUAGGUCCAGUGAUUGAUGCUGCUCUAGACCUGGGAGAUCUGAUAGCCAACAAACAUGGCUACCAGGCUAUCAGUGAGAAGUCUUUGUUAGAGGCCGAGGCCGCCACAGAUAGCGACCGAGGCCGAGUGGUUAAAGCCAUCUUGGAAGAUAACGGCCUUGUGUCCAUGAGUAUAUUGGAGGACCUGAUCAUUGAGUCACUACUAGCUCGCUCUCCGGGACUCAAAGGGGUUGUAUUCUCCGACAUUCCCCGCUGCAAGUGCCAGGCUAAGAUGCUCAAGAGAAUCGUGGGGUCAGUUUCUCUGGUCAUAUAUAUGAGAUGGUCGGAAGACGGCCUCAAAUCAGCUUUGAAGUUACAGAAUGACGAGAAGGCUUUCGCCAAAAGUAUGGAGGAUUUUAACAAACACACACUUCCACUCGCCACUCAAAAACGGUCAUUUACUGUUGAAGGUGAUGCGGGCCCCGCUGCGUGUUUGGCUGCAUGUUCUGACAUGCUAUGCAGAGUCUCGUUAGUCGGCUGUUAA